Molecule: messenger RNA, 1012 nt
Organism: Ahaetulla prasina
Lineage: Eukaryota; Metazoa; Chordata; Lepidosauria; Squamata; Colubridae
Gene: IL1B
Product: interleukin 1 beta
Exons: 6
Coding region: 49-777 (242 amino acids)
Biological process (GO): positive regulation of gene expression; inflammatory response; cytokine-mediated signaling pathway
Molecular function (GO): interleukin-1 receptor binding; cytokine activity
Source: RefSeq, a predicted model, not a curated record
GGAUCGGGAAAGAAUCUGCAAAUCUUUUUCUGCAGCAGCAGCAGCAAGAUGCAGUUCUGUGCAGCGGAGCAGCCGUACCUGACAAAGAACACCUUCUGCGCCAGUGAGAUGGAUGUCCAGGUAGCAGUGACCAAAAAUGAACCCAUGAAGAGCUUCAGGAAGGCUGUGCUGAUUGUCAUUGCGACCGAGAGCAUGAAGAAAUCUUCUCCCAGGCUCUUCUCGGAUGAGGACCUAAUGGACAUUUUAAGCACGAUCUUAGAACCAGUCACUUUUGAAAUCUACGGGCACACAGAAGCCACUAAUUCCAUCUAUCACUUCUGGAGGGAUAUCGUCUACAACAUCCAAGACUCUGACCACAAGUCCCUCGUCUUCAAGGAGCCCGCACAGUUGGUGGCCAUGCAUCUUCAGGGUCCCAACAUUGAGCAAGCAGUGAAAUUAAAAAUGUCUGUGUAUCGUCCAAAAAUCGAGGCUGGAACUUCAAAGAUCCCUGUGGCCUUGAGCAUCCAGAAGGGGAAGCUUUAUGUCUCUUGCGUAUGGAAAGAGGGACAGGCAGUGCUGCAGUUGGAGGAAGCCACCAUCCAAGGGAACCUGGACAAAUCUCAGCUGGGCCGUUUCCUAUUCUUCAAAAUCGAGAGCGGAAAGCACACGAGGUUCGAAUCAGCCGAGUGCCCCGGAUGGUUCAUCUGCACGUCCACCCAGUCUGAGGAGGCCGUUGCUGUGACGAAGCAGCCCGGAGGCCCUCAGGUCAUUGUGGAUUACAGCCUCACCAGCCCGUGAGCAGAGGCUGCCCUGCCCUGCUGCAGACUUUGCAAGUGUCCCAGACAUCUUGGACAAGUGUCCAACAUAGGGUUGUCCCCAUUGUCGGGGACUUUUGCUUCGGCGGGAAAGUCUUAGUACCGAGAUACAAACUGAGGGGAGGGGGGGUAAUAUUUAAUGUACAUAGUUAUUAAUAAUUUAAUAAAUAUUUGCCAGUUUUUUUACCAGUUUAUAUGAUGAUAAAUUAAGUUUUAUA